GCACUGAGCGAGUUGCCUACCUGAUGCCCCCAAGAACGCGAGCUCGAGCAAGUCACGUGGUCUCUUGAACGCGAAGGAUGUUUCUGGGAUCGCGAAGUCAGUACUCGACGGGCCGUCCUCCGAGCUGGAGGAAAAAAGACGGAGGUGAACGAGAAGGUGCAAUCUCGUGGAGACCCCUUGUGGAGGGAGGGAAACAUAGAGAGAGAGAGAGAGAGAGAGAGAGAGAGGACUUCGAAGAGUAGUAGUAGUAGGGAGGAUAUCUUGCGAAGGAAGCCGCUCGAUCGUUGGAUACCUCAACACUUCCACCGAUAUGCGUUAACCGAGAACGAUAUCUUUUCGAAAGUUUUUUUUCAUGUGAUUUUCUUUCUCCUUUGCUAUUACGUGAAUAUUCUUUCGAAUAAUUUGAUAAAAUUUCUCGUUAAUUUUUUACGUUUUCUGAGGAUACAUUUUUCAAUCGAAAUAUUUGCAUCGAAUUGUACAACGUAAAAUGAAAGGGAUAUAUUCCUUGUGUCCUUUUUCAAUAAAAUAUUACUUACUUGACCAAAACGAGAAGAAAUUGAUCUGAUCAAUCCAAAAAUUCAUUCGGUGAAGGAGGAUAAGCUUCUGCAAAAGAAAGGAAUAAUAGAGGAAGAACUACGAGAUUUUGGAGUAAGAGAAAAAGAAUAGAAUCAAGAGUGAGAUAUCAAAGGAGAAGGAGAGAGAAAGAGAGAGAGAGAGAGAGGGGGAGAGAGAGAGAUAAAGAGAGAAAGAUAGCGGAAACGAAUUAAGAAUACUACCACGCUUUAAAAGAUCUUUGGACACUCGCGAAUUAAACGAAUCCUAUUAUUUUCUUUGGCUUUAUUUUUAUUCUAAAAAUACAAUUUCGUAACGUACGAACAGAAAAGAACAAAGAAAAAAGGAAGACGAGGAAAGGAAAAAGAAAAAAAUAGAUUGGAAAGACUAUCGAAUGAUUUCCUGGUAACUAUUUAUAUCGCGUCAAGCCGAUGACGCAUCUUGUAGAACACCACCGAAGUUACGACGACGUGCUACAACGAGAUUCUUCGUAGAUACGAAGUCUGAGGAUGUGUUUGUAACAAACGAAGAAAACAACGUAGGCGUCUUUUGCUACAUCGAGAAAGAUUGCUGGAUACUCUGCAUGCACUGAUGUUUGAUUUAGAAAGAAAGAAAGAAAGGUGCGAUGUAAUUGGGUUAAGAUAAGCCAUAUCUAUUUCUCGUUAUCACGAAAGCAUAGUAGAUUUCUAUUUGAAAGAAAAAAUUUUUAUAUAUUCGACGAUAGUCGAAAUAAAAUGCAGUUAGCAGCAACUCAAAGACCUCACCCACCACCGGUACCACCUAGACCAAGUCGACAGGUGGUAGCUGAAGCAUUGAAAAGAUCACCUAGACCACCCUGUCCUACUAGACAAGCACCUCCACCUCCUAAUACCAAACCUUGGAGAUCUGAUCGUGAUCAGAAUGAUCAACAACAGCAACAACAACAACAGGGAUGUCCAGGUGGUGGACGUACCAUAAUCUACGAAUCCAUCAAAGAAUCUACGAAAGCAGAAAGAAACGAUAGUCUUCCAACAAAUACUGGCACGGUUCAGCUCGCUGACAAGCAUCAGCAGCAGCUGCAACAGCAACAGAGUCAUGUAUCGAGUGAAAGGAACGACUACGACGGCGACCGUCGUGAAAAUCCACGAGAAAGACGGCACCGUCAACUUAUCCUCGAGCAAAAUGAUAUUUCCACAGAGCCGGUGGUCGUACGAGAAAAAAGAGGAGGAGAAGGAGCAGGAGGAGCCACUAUUGAAGAUCCUCGACCGGAGGGACAACGCCUUGAAAAUCGUGCCGAUUUCAAGGAUUUCAAAGAUCAAUUUAAUUCCUUAGGUCGACGAUCACCUGGAAAAACAGAUGGUGACUUACCCAGCACUAAAGUCGAUUUCGAGAUAUUGGACAAGGAAGAGCAUGCGUCGAUAGAGAUUACAAAAAAUCCUACUAGGUCAAACGUUUCGUUCGAAGACGAACGUCGUCCAAGCCCUGAAACGAAAAUACUAACAAGUAACGAUAUAGGAUUUAGAGGACGGCUAAGGAUCAGGCCUGAGAAAUCCUUGAACAUGGAAAAGACGAUGAGCAAGUUUGAUGGACGACCUACGCCCACGCGAAGAUCACCUGCUGGUAACCAACAAUCAACCGCUUCAUCUCGAAAAGACUCUGUUUCCAACGAGAAUCGUAAUAAUAACAAUAAUAAUAAUAAUAAUAGUAUCCAUAUUAAUAACAACAAUAACAAUAAUAAUAAUAAUAAUAAUAAUAAUAAUAAUAAUAAUAAUAAUAAUAAUAAUAAUAAUAAUGAUGAUGAUGAUGAUGGUGAUGAUAAUGAACAAAAUGAGAAAGAGUCGAGUGUAACAGACGAGAAACAUGGAACAGUAGUCGUGGUUGACGAAUCUGAACAUAGUAAAGCCACGUACAAUGAGGAGGACAACGACAAUAACAUUCAUCGACAGGAUUGGCUCGAGGCCGGUAUCCGUUAUUCCUCCACGCAGAUCACUUUGCAGGGAGACGAAGGUGCCGACGGUCUCCUCUCAUCUUCGUCCGUUGACGUCGAACGCGUUAAUGGAUACGACGAUCGUCCCGAGGACGAACGCACCGUCGACCUUGACUUCGUCAGCAUACAGGAGAGGAUCGCGAUGUCUUCCCUGCAGGGGCUGCCACCGUUGCCGAGGAGCCUCAGUGGAUUUAAUUUGAGUGGAGCUUCUGAGCCACCCCCACCACCUACGAGGUCAUCCAGCAAAUCACAAAGAGGCGGGAAAACGUCAGUUCAAACUUCUACCUCGAGACCUUCUCCACCUGCGAGACAACUUACUACGUUGGAUACUCAACUGGCGAUACUUAGAAGAGAAAUGUUUGGUCUACGACAACUGGAUCUUUCUUUGCUUUCGCAACUUUGGUCCCUGAACGAAUCAAUCCAAGAAUUUCGACAACUCUUGCAGGAACAAGAAGACAGAGCUCCAUCGCCAUCGCCAAGUAGCGAGGAAGGAGACGAUACUUCGUAUGGGACACAUCCACCACCAGCACCUAGAAGACCAGCACCUGUGGUGCAUCAUCAUCGACCACCUAGGCCACCCAGACCACCAAGACCACCACCCAGCGACGAGUCACCGUCUAGCGAGGAAUACGGAGCUGUUUGACGGAUGAUACUUCGUAAAAGGACGAAAAGAUCUUCUCCGCUGUGUUCCCCAAACUCUAUAGAGUUCCUGUAAAAGAGAAAAUCUGCAAAGAAAAGAAGAGGAAAGAAAGAAAGAAAGAAAGAAAGAAAGAAAGAAAGAAAGAAAGAAAGAAAGAAAGAAAGAAAGAAAGAAAGAAAGAAAGAUGCUAGCUAAAUCCUUUUACGAAGUUUUCUCUUUCUCUCUUUCUUUCUCUGUCUCUUUCUCUUUGUCGUUGAAAGAGCGCCUCUGGUGAUGAAGGAAGAAGGAUCUUAGUUGAAAUUCAAUUAAAGAUAAGCUAUUAUCGCUUCGAUCAAAGAGUCUAUAUCGUUUGCGAGAGAAAGAAUAUUAAUAUAAAAGAAGAAGAAGAAGAAGAAGAAAAAUGAUGAAUGAAUGAAUGAAUAUCACGAAAGCCAUGUGUUCAAGGCUGCCUACCUCUAAGCAUUACAUCGAUUUUAAACGUUUUAUUGAAAGACGCGCCGUGUGUUGUUCGUACAAGAGUGGAAGUCAAUUAGUAAACAAAUUUUGUCCGUACGUCGGAAGUCACACAUACGUGAUAAUCUGAUGUUAUAUACCUAUGUAUGUAUGUACAUAUAUAUCACGGACCGUUUUUGUGACUUAUAUUAUCCGAGAAAGUCUCUUCUAAAGCUACAUAGACCACAUUGAUCUUAAUCACAGACAACGAUACUAUUCUUUAUUCAAGCUAUUAGAUAAGAAAAAUACUCUUCUUGCUGUUUCACGGUUAGUGUUAUUAAAGAGCCUUCGAUAAGCGGCAA
Vespa crabro (European hornet) is the source of this 3952-nucleotide messenger RNA. RefSeq lists its product as uncharacterized. Bases 1287 to 3161 code for a protein of 624 amino acids. The transcript is spliced from 3 exons. The record is from RefSeq and is a predicted model, not a curated record. Lineage: Eukaryota; Metazoa; Arthropoda; Insecta; Hymenoptera; Vespidae.